AAUAAGACCAGCAAGAAGAAGACUACUGAUGAAACCUUACGCAAACUGGUGAAUGCCAAACUGCAGGAUGGUGACAUCAGCGGUGCUGUUAAAGUUCUGACGUCUGAAGAUACGGUUGCUGCGCUGACGGGAGACGUUAUUAAGGCGUUACGUGAUAAACAUCCAGAUCCACCAGCGGAUCUGGAUACAACGGUCUGUGACGUUCAACCUGUUGCUCACAAUGUGUCUCCGAAUGAGAUUCUUGUCGCUGUUAAAUCUUUUCCUGCAGGCUCAUCAGCUGGACCUGAUGGUCUUCGACCGCAGCAUUUGAAGGAGAUGGUGAGUGUGCCUGGAGAAACAGGGGAGUCCUUACUGUCGGCCCUGUCCAAACUGGCCAACCUAGCUCUAUCCGGAAAGAUCCCUGCGGCGGCCAAGAGAGUGUUCUUUGGUGGAAUGUUGACGCCUCUAUUAAAGAAAAACGGGGGUAUUCGUCCCAUAGCUUGCGGUUGCACAUUGCGGCGGCUAUUUGGAAAAGUUAUCAGCCGACGCGUUCAAGAUGAGAUGGGAGAACUAUUUCGUCCCGUGCAGCUCGGUUAUGGUACUCGUGGAGGUGCAGAAGCGGCCGUACAUGCUGCUCAGAUGUGAUGUUGAAGAAAGUGGCGGAAGUUCUUCCUCAAUAUUAUGCGUUUAUCUCCGCGGCAUACAGCACUCCGUCGUCAUUGUUUUGUGGAGACCAAAUUAUUGCCUCUGCCCAUGGUAUCCAGCAAGGGGAUCCACUUGGCCCGUUACUGUUUUGUUUGAUCUCGGCUAAUUUGUCCAGAGAAUUACAGUCCGAAUUAAACAUCUGGUUUUUGGAUGACGGCACGUGCGGCGGGGAUCCGGAUACCGUUUUGGGAGAUUUCAUGACUAUAUUGGGAAAAGCACGCACACUCGGCUUGCAGUUGAAUUUGUCGAAAUGCGAGCUGCACGUUUUUGGUGGCACUGAAUCCGAGCGGAAAGAAGUCAUUGAAAGUUUUCACUCUAUUUCACCUGAGAUUCUGCUGGUUUCGUCGGAGCAGCUGGACCUCCUUGGUGCACCACUUACUGAUUUGGCGAUUGGGCGAGUGUUAGAUGGAAAGAUCGGUCAGAUACGACGUCUGACUGAUCUGCUCGGUGUGUUGCCAGCGCAUCAGUCAUUGUUCCUUUUGAAGAACAGCCUUUCGCUGCCGAGAUUGUUGUUUACUCUUAGGUGCGCCCCGUGUUGGAAGUGUCCAGAUAAACUGCGCCUGUUUGACGAUACCGUGAGGAGAAAAGCGGAAGAAAUUACGAAUGUAGAAAUGUCCGACACCGUGUGGCGACAAGCGAUUUUACCUGAUCGCCUUGGAGGAAUCGGCCUUUGUAGGGCGGAGGAUGUAGCGUUGCCUGCAUAUCUAUCUUCGUGUUAUGCUACGGAUCCUCUGGUCUGUGAGAUUGUCCCGGAUACUGGUCAAAGCCCUAGAGAAAAUGUGGUUAAGGUUUAUCAGGAGAAACUUGGAGAAGACCCACCGCCUAUGCCGAGCCGUCGUUUCCAGUCAGCGUGGACCGGUGUGAUGUACGACAAAAUGCGCCGUCUCUUAGUGGACAAUGCCGACGUUAUCGCUAAAGCUCGCUUGUUGGCCCUGUCUACAAAAGAGUCUUCUGCAUGGUUGUCGGCGCUGCCUGUGUCCAGUUUAGGAAACCUUCUUGAUGAUGUCAGUUUACGAGUGGCUGUGGCUUUACGCUUAGGUGCUUUUAUUUGUAAUGAGCACAUAUGCCGUUGUGGCGAAAUGGUUGACAGGUACGGUCAUCAUGGCCUUUGCUGUAAGAAAAGUGCAGGACGAAUCCGGCGCCACAGCGCGCUCAACAACAUAGUUCAGCGGGCGUGUGGAUCUGCGAAAAUAUCCGCCAUUUUGGAACCUCCCGGACUUGAUAAGGAAACUGGAAAACGACCAGAUGGCAUGACCCUGUAUCCUUGGCAAUAUGGAAAACCAUUAGUAUGGGAUGUCACUGUAGCUGACACGCUAGCGGCAACAUAUAUUGGCCAAACUUCUGACCACCCUGGCGCUGCCGCGGAAGCCGCUGAGAUUCGAAAACUGGGAAAAUAUGAGAAGUUGAGGGAUCGAUACAUUGUACAUCCUUUUGCUUUCGAAACUAUGGGAUCCUGUGGACCAAGCACUAGUGGUUUUAUCUCGGAUCUGGCCAAACGUAUUCGGGAGCAGACUGGAGAAAGCCUUGUCACAAAUUCGCGCCGAGUCGAAGGUGCUAUUGUCAGCACUGGUGGCCGCUUGUAUAUCAUGGGCGGCAUGUCGCUUCCGCGCCACGGCAUGAAAUGGAGAUUCAGUGGUGCAAUGAGGCGAAUAUUCACGGAGGAUGGACGCUACAUGAAGGCCAAAUCCCACCGGGCCGAUGUUCUGGAUUGA
Molecule: messenger RNA, 2396 nt
Organism: Paramacrobiotus metropolitanus
Lineage: Eukaryota; Metazoa; Tardigrada; Eutardigrada; Parachela; Macrobiotidae
Exons: 3
Coding region: 624-2396 (590 amino acids)
Source: RefSeq, a predicted model, not a curated record